UCCUUCUAUCUCGCCACCGUUUGUAAGAUUCAUCGCCCAUAUUGGAUUUGGAAAGUAUUAAGAGCCCACGAUAGCGAUUAGUGGAGAACUUCAUGUAACAGCUUUCGUUUAGGAUGCAUUAAUUAAACAGUUGUGACGUAUGCACAUAUUGACUUGUUACGUCACAGAAACGGUGUCUGCUGGGUGGGAGUGUCGAGAAAACCACGAUGUCGCAAAUAUCUGAAAAACCUAGUACCAUCCGAACCACGAUGUCACAAACAUCUCAAGAAGUUAGUAUCGUCCCACAAUCAAAAUCCAGUAUAUGGAAGGUUGCAUUGUCAGGUUUGAGUCAAACUUUCUCAACGCAACGUCGUGAGUCAACUCGCAUCAUCACAGACAUUGUGCACAGCCUCGACGACGUGAUCGAAUGUGAAGACAAUGUCCUGUCGCGUACCCUACGUUUGUUUGAAAAUGCUACACAUAUCAGCAGACGUUAUUUAAUCAUUGGCGCAUUUUUCUUCGCUGUCUGUUAUCUCUGCAUGGGACGUAGCGCAGGCGUGAUGUGUAACGUCCUGGGAACGAUCUAUCCAAUAUACGCGUCAAUCAAAGCUGCAGAGAACGGCCUUGAUCAAGAACAUUGGCUUUUCUACUGGAUUGUUUACAGUACAAUCACAAUCUUGGAGAUUGUUUUGGAAAUGUUCCUUGUUUGGCUUCCUAUGUAUUACAUGUUGAAGUUUCUUCUCCUCUGUUGGUGUAUGUCUACUGUUGGUGCCAACGGUUCAUAUGUCGUGUAUUUCAACAUCAUUCGGCCCUUGUUUCAUCAACAUAAUGACAAAGUGGAAUCAGCAUUUUCUGCUGUAACGCAACACUUGACACAAAAGCCGCAGCACCCACCAACGAAGCAAGAAUGAAGAAAAAUUAAACGAGACAGCAAGUGAACAUUUUCUUCAGCGGGAAAAUAAUAGCAGUCAAGAAAUGGCGCUCAUGUAAAUCUGUUUUUCAACAUCAGUCGCAAUAAAUAUCAAGCGGACUUAUUUUUCAAAUUUAUUCCUUCGACGAAAUAUUUCAUAUAUACUUCGUUAUACACUUCAAAAUGAUCGUCGUUUUUAAAUUUUACGGAUUACUUCAAAAUUAUCGUGUGAAUGUUUACAUAAGUUACCUGUUUAUGAGUCUUAAUCAGUCUUCAUCAAUCUUCUAGAUUAAGAUUAUUGUGUGAAUUUUUUCAUAGGAUACCUGUUUAUGAAUCUUAAUCUUAACAUUCCAGAUUGGAUAAAGUUUAUCAUGUGAAUAUAAACAUGUUUAUGAAUGAUUAUUACUUAAAAGAUAUCCUGGUACUGCAAACAGAGAUUCAUGACUACAAAAGACAGAACUAAUAAAACAUUAGAGGAUGUAAAACAUGA
Messenger RNA from Xenia sp. Carnegie-2017, 1379 nucleotides. Its product is annotated as receptor expression-enhancing protein 5-like. The transcript is spliced from 2 exons. Lineage: Eukaryota; Metazoa; Cnidaria; Anthozoa; Malacalcyonacea; Xeniidae. The coding region runs from base 207 to 890 and encodes 227 amino acids. The record is from RefSeq and is a predicted model, not a curated record.